Phalaenopsis equestris is the source of this 2450-nucleotide messenger RNA. Its product is annotated as fatty acid amide hydrolase-like. The coding region runs from base 219 to 2048 and encodes 609 amino acids. NCBI's taxonomy places the organism in Eukaryota, Viridiplantae, Streptophyta, Magnoliopsida, Asparagales, Orchidaceae. Gene Ontology annotation, molecular function: catalytic activity. The record is from RefSeq and is a predicted model, not a curated record. The transcript is spliced from 20 exons.
ACGAAAUUCUCUCUCCCUCCCUCUUUCUCUCUCUCCCUCUCUCGUAAUCCUUAGUCGGAUGGGUGGACCGCUCACUCUCAUAGUCUCACUGCAUUGAUUUUUUCCUUCUUUUCGCCGCUGCCUCCAUUAAUCUAUCUAUAUAAGCCGAGGGGACGCAGCAGAGCAAUGGCUGUGAGCGCGCGCAUCCAAUCUCUUCCCUUCUAACCCUUCCCUUCCUGAUGGGUCUCUUCCAUUUUCAAUCAAGGGGGAAGAUUUACAAACCUGCAGCAGAGAUCAAUCUCAGAGCCGACAGUGAUGAACCCUACACCCAUGCCAAUGUCAAAGCUCCUCGGGUUGCAGGAUUUCUUGUAAAGAUCUUCGUCUGGAUCUUAGAAUCUUGGAUAAUAGGUCCUGCUGUUCUGUAUAUUCUGAAGAAGGAUAAUCUUGUGCACAAGCUUGUAUCAUUUGCAGAAAUACCAGAAUCACCCAUGUUCACGGCCACUCAUAGUACAGAAGGUCUUCAUGAACAAGAGGUAACUUGCAUUGAUCCAAAUCUGAGUCCUCCUGAACGACUUAAAGAAGCCAUGGAUUGUCUUCCAGCAAGUCUAGAGACCACUUUAGAGACUGGUUUCAAGCGCUGGACUAUUCAGGAUUUCUCUAGAGCUUAUAGUUCUGGAGAAACCACCCCUAUCAAGGUAGCGAAGAGAUUUUUAGCUGCUCUUGAGGAGUCCACUGCUCCUCACCUUCAAAUGUCUUUCUUCAUUGCUUAUGAUGCUCAAGAAAUUUUAAAGCAAGCCACAGAAUCAACACUUAGAUAUGAAAAAGGAACUCCUAUUUCAGUACUGGAUGGAGUUCUAAUUGCUGUUAAAGAUGAGAUAGAUUGCAUGCCCUAUCCUACUACUGGAGGAACCAAAUGGCUACACAAGGCAAGGCCAUGCACUGAGGAUGCAGCCUGCAUCAAGAAAUUAAGAUCUUGCGGUGCUAUAUUUGUUGGUAAGACGAACAUGCACGAACUUGGAGCUGGGACUAGUGGUAUUAACCCUCACUAUGGCCCAACGAGAAACCCUUACAACAUUAAUAGGGUUUCAGGAGGCUCCUCGAGUGGCUCAGCAGCUACUGUGUGCGCUGGACUUUGUCCAGUUGCACUUGGUGUUGAUGGUGGAGGUUCUGUGCGUAUGCCUGCCGCUCUUUGUGGAGUUGUUGGUUUCAAACCAACAUCAGGGCGUUUUCCAACCUCAGGGGUUAUUCCUCUAAAUUGGACCGUUGGAAUACCAGGCAUCCUUGCAGGAACCGUCGAGGAUGUUCUUAUUGUUUAUGCAGCUAUUGCGAAUGAUGUUGCUAUGUUCCGACCCAAAUCACUACAGCCUGAAUUCAAUCUUCCCCAACUAAAAUCUUCACACUUGCUGGCUAACCUUAAGUUUGCCAAGUAUAGAAAGUGGUUUAAUGACUCCUCAGCUGAUAUUCAAAGUUGUUGUGAUAAUGCAUUACAGUUGCUAUCCAAGCAUUAUGGAUGGAAGACUGUGGAUGUGACCAUACCGGAGAUAGAAGAAAUGCGCCUUGCCCAUUAUGUGACUAUUGGAUCCGAAAGCACUACUUAUUUAGCUACUCACCUUGAGAACAUAAGCCAUGGGGAGUUGGGUUGGGACGCUAGAGUUGCUCUUAAAGUAUAUGGCUCAUUUAGCAGCAGAGAUUAUCUCAAUGCACAGAGAAUAAGGAAUCGUCAGAUGCAAUUCCAUAAGGAAAUUUUUAAAAGCGCAGAUGUUAUUGUCACACCUACAACCGGUGUGACUGCUUAUCCGCUUCAAAGAGAUGCUUUCAGCACUGGGGAGCUUGACUACAUAAAUGGAGCUGCGCUUGUAAGAUUCUCAAUAGCUGGAAAUUUUCUAGGGCUGCCGGCUAUUACUAUCUUGGCUGGAUAUGACACUUCAGGCAUGCCAAUAGGCUUGCAAUUUAUUGGGAAGCCUUGGUCUGAAGCUACUUUGCUCCACCUUGCUUAUGCGGUGCAGGCUUUGUUAAUUCACAGCUACCGAAAGCCAGAGGUGUUUUAUGAUCUGCUGAAAACUGAAUAGAUAAAAAGUUAAUAAAUGUCAAAAUAAUACUUUGGGACUGAAAUUGCUCCCUUUAAAGAAUCCGGGGACCAUUUUGAGACAUUUCUCGAUAAAUGUUGAUAGCAUAAAAGGCAAUAAAAUACAUUUACAUGCUAAUAGUUGGGUCAAAAGGGUGUCCAAUAAUCAAUACCAGAAGAGCAAUUCUGUUACUGCUAUAUGAAGUCAAAAUGGUUGUUCUAGCUUGAAAACAUCACAUUAUGUGUAAGUAAGGUGUACCCAAAAAAAACAAAAAAAUGAGACUACUCAAAAGUUGUUUGUUGAUUUUUCAGAAAUUACUGUCCUUUUUUUCUUCUUCAGUGCUUUCCAGCUAAGAGUUUUAGUUUGCGCUGUCAUAUUUUAUAAGGAUGAUUUACAUUCAUAGCA